UUGUGGUGUUCUGUUAUCACUUGCUAGGGUGGUACUGUCACACAUCAGUCACAUGACCCAUAUCGCAAACCGCCGUCUUUCACUCAUCGUGCACUGGAACUUCCGAACCAGAAACUGAGCUCCACAGCAAAAAUGGCAGCUUCAUGUAGCCGGAUACUUGAGUUGGCCAAGACUCAAUGUCGUAUAUUCUCACUCAAUUUUAACCCCCAGAGGCUGCGACUGGGCAAUAAAGUUCUACGUCAGCGACUGCGAGGACCUGCACUUGCGGCGUGGUAUCCCAGAAAGACUGUUUCAUUCCGUGACUUGCAAGAUGCCUAUCGUCCACUCGGCUUGACCGUCUUCGACGAGUAUGAGGACGAUCGGGAAGAGGCCAUUCAAAUUGCAAAACUGAGGGGAAAGGGAAGGCCGAAGAAAAAGCGAACUGCAGCUGGUAUGACACUUAUACUUGUUCAAAGACUCCUGCUGACCAGUACACAGAAUCACGAUCGGCGAAGAAGAAGAAAUAGCCAGGACCAUACUGGAGUCACCAUGUCCUAUGUGGUCGGCAUACAUCAGACACAGUUCAGUUUGCGAUCCGUUGACACACCUUAAGCAAGACACUGCCGUUCAGAUUUGUUGUUGCCCUCCGCGUGUCAGCGGCUCGUGAGCUCUCAUGUCUGCGUUCGAGAUUGGACUAAUGGCGAACGCGAUCCACUUCACAUUCAACAGCGCCUUUUCGCUUCGAUUCGCAUGCUGGUUGUACCGAAUACUCAUUGUAUUGUCUAUUUCGGAAAUCUAUAUUCAAAACUGGGCAUGAUCAAUUCCUCAUUUUGCACAUAGGUUAUAUUCUGAUGCGGUUGUUCGAACAUGUAUGGCUCGAGAUAUCGCCAAGGCUC
Aspergillus novofumigatus IBT 16806 is the source of this 875-nucleotide messenger RNA. RefSeq names its product mitochondrial 37S ribosomal mS33 domain-containing protein. The record is from RefSeq and is a predicted model, not a curated record. The transcript has 4 exons. The coding region runs from base 133 to 591 and encodes 152 amino acids. Gene Ontology annotation, cellular component: mitochondrion. NCBI's taxonomy places the organism in Eukaryota, Fungi, Ascomycota, Eurotiomycetes, Eurotiales, Aspergillaceae.